GGUCCCGGCGCCGGUCUCCGGGGGGAGCGGGAGGAACCGAGAACCACGAUCCGCUCACACUGUGGCCCAGCAGCUCGGGCUGGACUGGACUAACACCGGACAGUGGCCAUGGAGACCGGGCCGCCGGACCCGGAGAUGGUGUUUGACCCAGACGUAUUGAAAGAACCAGAUGGCUGCGUAAGCUCUGAGGUUGCAAUACCAAUCAGUGGGGACGUUCCAGCAUUAGUACAACAGUUCGUCGAGGAGAAAAUUCAGACCACAAUGCUCACCGGAAUGAUGAUUGGAGCGCUUGCUGCCAUUCUUAUUGUCGCAAUUGUUGUAUUUUUCAUCUACAGGAGAAUGAAACAAUCAAAACAGCAGCAGCAGGGUGUGACUCGGUACAGGUUCCGGAAGAGGGACAAGGUGAUGUUUUAUGGAAGAAAAAUCAUGAGAAAGGUGAAACUAUCUACCUCAUCGCUAGUUGGGAACAAUGUGCCUCGUCAGAGGUUGAGGAAGAGGCAGAAGGUACUGAACCUGGCUAGAAGAAUACUCCGACUCAAGAAGGAGCCACCAACUUUGCAGCCAAAGGAACCGCCCUCUUCACUUCUGGAGGCUGACCUGACCGAAUUUGAUGUCAAAAAUUCCCACUUGCCAUCUGAGGUUCUUUAUAUGCUCAAGAAUGUUAGGGUGCUGGGACACUUUGAGAAACCGCUAUUUCUGGAACUAUGUAAACACAUGUUCUUUGUACAAGUCCAUGAAGGGGAAUACGUCUUCCGUCCAGGGGAGAUUGAUGACAGCAUCCAUGUAGUACAGGAUGGGAAACUGGAACUCUGCAUCAAUGAGAAUGAUGGCACUGAAGUUGUGGUGAAAGAAGUCCUUCCAGGUGACAGUGUGCAUAGUCUUCUCAGUAUUCUGGAUGUUAUUACUGGUUAUCCUGCUCCAUACAAAACUGUUUCUGCUAGGGCCGUGUGUACAUCCACUGUUCUGCGCUUGCCUGCUAGUGCAUUUCAAUCAGUCUUCCAGAAGUACCCAGAAACCCUGGUCAGAGUGGUUCAGAUAAUCAUGGUGCGCUUGCAAAGAGUGACCUUUUUGGCUUUACACAACUAUCUGGGCCUGACAAAGGAGCUGUUCAAUUCGGAGAGUCAGGCCAUCCCCUUAGUGUCGCUGUCCAGCAUUGCCCCAUCCAGCCCUGGAAAAAUGGUCAAACGGCAACACAGCGUCUUAGGGGCCGAUGAAGAUCAUUUUGAGAAAGUGAGCAGAGGUGCUGAUGUUCCAGCGCACAAUUUGGAAACAGAUUACAAGAAUGUGGUAGGGGACAGUUUAAACAAGAGAUGGCGCUCAGCCUCUGUGCCUUUGGAUAUCCCAGGAGGAGCGACCAGCAGUAAAUCUGACAUGGAUAUGGCUUAUGAAAGGGCAAGGAUCAGCCAGUCAGCAGAGGAGCGUUGUUCCAGUCCUGUCAUGUCUGCUCUCAAGUCUUCCCUAAAGAAGAGUGUAACCAUGAUGGAGCAGCCUUCUGUGAUUUACCACUACGUUGAGGGUGAAGAACGAGCAAGUGUAAUCACCAAUCACAGACAGCAGCAUGCGAUUUUAGAGGCUGCUAAGAAGGAUCUUCUGACCUUAAUGAAACUUGAUGAUCCUUUACUGCUGGAUGGCAGAGUAAUUCUUCAACAGGUUAAAGCUGGAACAGUUGUAGCAAAACAAGGUGACCAGGAUGUCAGCAUUCAUUUUGUGAUAUCAGGACUGUUGCAUGUUUACCAGCGGAUGAUUGACAGGGAAGAUGAGAAUUGUCUGUUUGUGGCUCAUCCUGGAGAGAUUGUAGGACAGCUUGCUGUGCUGACUGGUGAACCUCUCAUCUUCAGCAUCAAGGCCCAAAGGGACUGCACUUUCCUUUGCAUCUCCAAAUGCCACUUUUACGAGAUAAUGAGGGAGAAACCAAAUGUGGUGUUAACCGUAGCUCACACUGUGGUGAGGAGAAUGUCUCCAUUUGUGCGACAGAUUGAUUUUGCCUUGGAUUGGAUGGCGGUAGAAGCUGGACGAGCUGUGUACAGGCAAGGGGACAGAUCAGACUGCACGUUUAUUGUGUUGAAUGGUCGAUUCCGAUCCGUCAUCAUGAGGGAUGAUAAGAAGAAGGAGCUGGCAGGAGAAUAUGGCCGUGGAGACCUCAUUGGAGUGGUGGAAGCUCUUACACGCCAGCCCUCUGCAACCACAGUUCAUGCCGUGAGAGACUCUGAAUUAGCCAAACUUCCUGAGGGAGCUUUGAACUCCAUCAAGCGCAGGUACCCUCAGGUGGUUACUCGACUCAUUCAUCUACUUGGCCAAAAGAUCCUUGGUAACCUGCAGCAAGUCAGAGGUCCAUUAACAGGUCGUAGCAUUGGAAUCACUCACGCCCUGAGCAACAAACUGGAAUCAGUGGGAAAUCCUGCCAGUAAUCUCGCCACUGUGGCCAUUCUCCCAGUUUCUGAGGAUGUUCCCAUUACUGCUUUCACUCUGGAACUCCGACAUGCCCUUAGUGCCAUAGGUCCUACCUUGCUACUGAACAGUGAUGUCAUCAGACAACGUCUUGGAUCUACUGCUUUGGACAGCAUCCAUGAGUGCCGAUUAUCAAGCUGGCUAGCUCAGCAAGAAGAUAUCCAUAGAAUUGUGCUCUACCAGUCUGACAGCAGCAUGACUCCCUGGACCCAGCGUUGUAUCAGGCAGGCUGAUUGCAUCCUUAUUGUUGGCCUGGGAGAGCAGGAGCCAACUGUUGGAGAGUUGGAGCGCAUGUUGGAGAACACAGCCGUACGAGCUCUCAAACAGCUCAUCCUACUGCACAAGGAGGAUGGCCCGACGCCAGCUCGCACCGUCGAGUGGCUCAACAUGAGGAGUUGGUGCUCUGGUCAUCUACACCUCUGCUGCCCUCGCCGGGUCUUCUCUCGCAAGAGGCUACCUAAACUGCUCGAGAUGUACCAAAGAAUCUCUCAGAAGCUGCCAGAUCGUCACUCGGAUUUCUCCCGCUUGGCUCGGACUCUCACUGGCAAUUCUAUUGCUCUGGUGCUGGGAGGCGGAGGCGCGAGGGGCUGUUCUCAGGUGGGGAUCAUCCGAGCGAUGCACGAGGCUGGUAUCCCCAUUGACAUGGUGGGUGGGACCUCAAUUGGCUCAUUCAUGGGGGCACUCUAUGCAGAGGAGAGAAACGCAAACCGCAUGAGGAACAGAGCCCAGCAAUGGGCCAAGGAAAUGACAAAUGUUUUCAAGAAAGUGCUUGAUUUAACAUACCCAAUCACCUCAAUGUUCUCAGGAUCUGCUUUUAACAGCAGCAUCAGUAACAUCUUUAAGGACAAACAGAUAGAGGAUCUGUGGAUUCCUUACUUUAACAUCACUACAGAUAUAACUGCUUCUGCCAUGCGGGUUCAUACUGAUGGUUCUCUGUGGCGAUACUGUCGAGCUAGUAUGUCGUUGUCGAGUUACCUGCCGCCUCUUUGUGAUCCAAAGGAUGGUCACCUGCUCAUGGAUGGGGGCUAUAUCAACAAUCUACCAGCUGAUGUCGCCCGGUCCUUGGGUGCAAAGGUUGUGAUAGCAAUCGAUGUUGGCAGCCAGGAUGAAACCGAUCUGACGAAUUAUGGAGACUCCCUUUCUGGCUGGUGGUUACUAUGGAAACGUUUUAAUCCUUGGGCAGCAAAAGUGAAGGUGUUGGACAUGGCAGAAAUCCAAACUCGCCUUGCUUAUGUUUGCUGUGUGCGGCAGCUGGAGGUGGUGAAGAACAGCGACUACUGCGAGUACAUUCGACCUCCGAUCGACCGCUAUGAAACCCUGGAGUUUGGCAAAUUUGAUGAAAUUGCAGAAGUGGGCUAUCAGCAUGGGAAGACACUGUUUGAGCUGUGGAGCAGGAGUGGAGUUAUCGACAAUAUUCUGAAAGACAGAUCGGUAGAUAAUGUCACCAAGGCCCGGCCCUCUGAUGUCACCUGUCCAAACGCUUCCUUCACUGACCUGGCUGAAAUCGUGUCUAGAAUCGAACCUGCAAAGUUGUUGGUUGUGGACGAUGAGUCUGACUACCAGACCGACUAUGAGGAAGAUGCUUUUGACACCGAGAGGGAUGACUUUGAUGGUGUCCCCAGUGAGCAGAAUGAAGAUGAAAUCUCUAACAGUGAUGAAGAAUGUGAAUUGAAAGAAAAGCACUCCAUUUCUGGACCUCAGAGCACGGAGGCUGGGACAGAAUGAAGCCCCAAGCUUUGCAGACUGUAUCCUGAUGGGUUUAUUAGUUUUCAAUCCUCUGUUCCUUGUCACGUUUCUUUUUCCAAAGAGUGACAGCCUCUUCCGUUUCAUAUCCAGGAGCUAAGAUGGAGGAAGAGUGUUUGUGGCAAAGCAGUAAUAGGAAUAUUGCCUGCCCACACCCUGUUUGUAAUUGGAGUGUGUGAAAUUGAGGCCUUCUGAAUCCAGUUUUGUAAACCAAACUGUACAGAGAUUGUUUUCAGACUGUAACUUUAAAAGUCAGAUGCUUAGUGUGUCAGUAUCCUAAUUAUUUCAGGACUACUUUAAAACACCUCAUUCCUCUUUCCCCACUCCCAACCUUCUCUUUCCCACCCCCAUCCAUCAGGAGAAGUUCCAGAAACGAGUCACACAGACUCAUUUAGCACCUUAUAUCCACACGUUCUCUUUUCAAUGGCGUGAUGUAGCGUUUCAUCUUGUUUCUGCCAAAGUGAAUGUGUGUGUUUUAAACCCAAGGUUUAGCCAUUUACAGUUGCCUCACAGUGCACUCUUGUAACCGCAAGGGCAGCAGACAAGGAACAGGAGACCUGUCACCAGGCCUCUGCCUAAACACUGUUCUUCAGAUCACCAGCAGGAGGCAGCGCUCACAUACUACUUUGAUCUUUCUCGUCUGGAGUGGAUCACCCAUUUCCGGCUUCUGUGUGGAAAGGUGACCAAAACAAAAAGCCUUGCGAAAACACACUCCCGAAAAGCUAGUCAUUUUGUUUCUUUGAGGGGGUUUUCCAUUCGAAACGACUGCUUCCAUCUCUACCCCAAACACAAAGUGUCCACUUCAAAUCCAUUUGGAUUUUCACACAAAACACCUGCCCUUUGUAUUGAGCUGACAGUUAAACCUCUGUUAACACCCCUCUUAGUUUACUAUCACUUAUUUAUUUCCUCCCCGUCAGCUAGCUACAAUCAGAGUGGAUCUGAGUUUAAAGAAAAUACAGACCUCAUAGUUCCUGCCUUCCAAACUCUAAGUGAUUCCCAGAGCCCAGUUUAUCAGUUGCUGCUCAUUGACGUGGUAUCGUGACUGAUAGUUACCACAGAGAAGGACACUUUGCGGGACACCGUCCUCCAAAAACUUUCUGGUACUAGACUCCGCCUGUGUCUGUGUCAAGCUGUGCGUUGGCAUGUAGUUGUCCACACUUGCAUUGGCUGACUGUGUUCUUUCGAAAUAUCUUGUUCCUUUGACCGAGAGGGACCUCGGGCUUCUGCAACUCUCAUAGUUGAUGUCUCCUGUCUGCCCAACCCAGUGUCCUCACUCCUUGAGGCUCGGUUUAGCCAGGGGUUUCCUCAAAUCGCUGCCAGUUUUCCCAGUUUGGAGCCUUGUAAACUCAGCCAAUGAGUGAAAUUUAUAAUCACAAACGUCCUGAAGCUUUCAGAGGCCGUUCCUGCUCUCUCUAACAUUCUCAAACCCUUGAAUCCUAAGAUUAAAUAUUCUCCUCCACUCUUCCACCUUCCUCUGUCCUCUCGCACAUUGGAGGGUGUGGGCAAGCUGCAUGCUGCUCAGGUUUGACACUAAUACCUUUGUGUCUCUUGUGAUUGCUGCAGUAAGAUUGGGUCCCUUCUAGGAGUGUGUUGUAUGUACAGUUGGCCUGUUCUGGAAAGAUGGGCACGGCAUUGUGACAGCUCUAAUCCUACGUGCAGUACUCACAACACUGUUAUAAACUGGGUGCACUUGCCUGUCAUUCAAAUUCUGCCAGUCUCAUCAGAACGUCAAAUCACAGCUUGGGUUCCUCUCUAGCCCUGCAUGUCUGCUUUGUACUUUUCAAGCCAAAUAUAAAUGAAUAAUAUGGUCCAAAUAUACUAAGAAAACAAGAGAGCAAUGUAAUUGAAAGGUAGCAUCACUGCAUAUCAGUGUGUUGUGAGCUGUGGUUUUCUGCUCAUCUAAGGCAGACUAACAGCUAUGGAGUACUCGUUCAGCAAGUGCGUACUUUAAAAUAACCUUAACAUUCUGCAGAAUAUCAGUGUGCUGAAAGUUUGGAACAUUAUCUCGUAAUGCAGUCAGCAUAUAUAUAAAAAAUGUCAACCUUUAUGGACUUAGUGCUCAGUUUCUGGUUUUUCAGCUCCAUCGUGUUGUGCGCACAUUCAUCCACAGCCCACAAUUCCCUGGGGCAUUGGCCCACAUGUUUAUUUUAAUGGCCAGGAAAGUCAUGAGCUAAUACAGGUCAGUAUCCUGCUCCUGACUGGCUAGACAGGUAACCUCCUGUCAGCUGCAGGACCUCUACCUGAGUGGCUCACAACUCCUGUUCCUUUAGUUCCCCUCCCUUUGGAAGCUGUAUUCAAUGAUACUAUGAAGAGUAAGAAUCACAACAGAUCUCCCUUUAUUGUUCUACACUACCAGCCACCAAUUUGCAAACUCAAAUGUAGCAGGCACUCCCUGGCAGAUUUCCCAGCGAUGCACUCCAAAUCUUUUAAAGUUGCAGGUGUCUGGAGGAUGUACAGCUCAAUGUAUGAAGAAUGUGUUUACUUUCAAUCAGCUUGAGAUUGAUUCUGUGAUGGGAGUGAGUGCAGAAAUCUCAUACACAAAGCACUUCAUCUGCCAUCACAGGAACCUGAAUUUGAUAAAGACUUGGGGGAGUCUUAACAGUGAUUUCUCUUGAGUUUUUUUUCAGUUGCUUUUUUAAAAUGUUGAAGAUAAAACCACUGAAAGGAACACGUGAACUUUAAUAGCAUCUCCGGGCAGUUCCAUCAAAGGAGAAUGAAAGGGUAAAGUCAUACUCUAUAAAUCAUGCCUCUGUCCUGUAAUUGGAGUCCUGAAGCAAGUUAAAAGCUUAACUGGAAUGAACAAUCCACAAAAAAUACUAAUAGCCAAAAGGAUUAUUGACAUAUGAAGCACAGAUCCUGUAGCCAUCCUGAUUGUGAUCAGGUGAAAGAUUCUUUUUUGUUGCAAUAAUCAAUGCAAUAUUUAAUGUUACUGAAACUUUAUUUGUACAGAGUUGAGAGGCUAAUGAUUAUUAACUGGUGUCUGGUGCCUUGACAAUAGAAUCAAUCCCCUCCCAUAUGAGGCUGGCCACAGCUGCUGCCAGAACACACCCCACUGAAGUGUGUAAACCAGCAAUGCAUUUAAACCACAGAGUUUUGCAAUCCGAAUAGGUAUGGGGACUAUAUGAGCAAUGAGCCAUUUCGAGAAAUCAAAACAGAACUCUGCAUGAAGGUGCCAUCAGGGAAUCGUUACAGUGGUUUAAAAAAAGAUCAUCUGUUCCCAUCCUGCCCGAAUUGCUGUUUUCAGAGUGGUGUUUCACAGGGUGCUGACUUUACUGAACUGCACUGGAGCAGUGUGCUGUAACUCGCAGCUGUGCAGUUUUCAGGGGCACCAGUGUCUGAACAGCUUCAGUCCUGUUCUCUUGCUGGGGAAGGACAUGUCUGAUUCUGAUAUUGCAGCAGUACAGUGAGUCCCUUCACUAGGAAGCUGGGAUGAAGAGAAAUCUUCUUUCCCACCUGUGGAGGGAUGUUUUGGGGCAUGUAGUGGGGGUGUAAAAAGAAUUUCCAGUUGAUGUCAGGCCUAUCUCAUCUCUUUUAAUGUAAUUAGCAAUAUAUCUUGUAUAAUCCCUAUCUCUCCCAGACUACAUGUUGAACUGGGAGGUCAAUCUUUCUUAGAAUCACUGCCUGAGUUUGAAUGGAAAGAAGGGAAUGUUGUGUGUUAACUAUGAAAUAUUGGCUUGUGAAAUACUGAAUGUUUAUUAUCUUAAGUUUUUUAAAAAUUCUCUUUAAUAUUCUGUUAAUGAGCUCUGUAUAAUUUUUUGUGUUAGGAAAGCCCUGCACUAUACAUUGAUGGGCAGUCUGUCAGUGUGUUAAUUGAAGCCUUGAUGUGCCUAUUGUUCAAAAUCAUCCAUCUUGGCAUCUCCUAGUGGGUCAUCCAGGGAGAAGGACCAAGAAUAAGAAACCUCAGGGUUCUCCCAUGGAAGCCACCUGAUCUGUUGGGAACCGUGCAUUUAUUCAUGAAGCCAGUCAAUCUGCUGAAGGUGGACACUGUCUAACAACACAAUGUGAGGUGGCAGUGCACAGCACAGAUGAACAUGAUUGUGUGUCCCAUUCCUGGUUGUGUAUCGUUGUUUGGAACAUAUUAUCCGGUGGUGUUAGGGGAUUGAGCUACCAUUGGCCACAAUGCCUCGUGAUCAAAGCAGGGUUUACCAGGGUGAAAGUGAAGAUGUCAAAUGAGAGUCCAUUUUUGAUGCCAUCACAGCUAUUCAUGACCCACUGUUAAAGCUCGUAGACAAAGAAUUGCCUCUUGGGUAAUGUGUACCAGAAUAUGUAUAAUCGAGUGGCUUUUAUCAGCAUUGACAACAAUUUCAUCGGAGCAGGAUGAUCAGGAAUUCAAGCCCCAUCCUAAUGCAUGGAGCUGGGAGUGCAGCAUUGUCGAAGCUGCUGUUCAGUUGGAUUGGAGAGAUCUCAUAGCAUGAAGCAUGGGACGUUCUCCAGAGAGCAGUGGUCAACGUUAUCUUCUCCUUCAACCCCACCCACCAAAUCCAAUUAACUGGUCAUAUAUUGCAUUGGAAUCCUGCAGUGGGAAUGUUGCCUGCUGUAACUGAAUCGCCAGAUCAGCAGGAAAAGGGAGGAGAGAAAAGGGGGAGAGAAAAAAGAUAAAAAGGAAAUUCCGAGCAGGUGCCUUACCAUUUCCGCUGGGUGACUCGAUGUAUUUGAUGGAUUUUGCUAUGCAGGUUGUUAAAACAGUUUUUACAAAUACAUUUAGGGGCUUGUGUAGGACAGAGUUAUUAACGCAAGUUUCAGUUGUUGAUAAAGUGAAUGAAUGUUAAUCAUUAAGGAGUUUACUUGAUAGUAGUUUCUUCAAUGGAAUCUGUAUAUAACUAACAUGAAGUAUUUUCAGUAUCCACUUUAUAUUGUGCCCA
Messenger RNA from Hemiscyllium ocellatum (epaulette shark), 9053 nucleotides. It is a transcript of the gene pnpla7b, whose product is annotated as patatin-like phospholipase domain containing 7b. Gene Ontology annotation, molecular function: phosphatidylcholine lysophospholipase A1 activity. Gene Ontology annotation, biological process: lipid metabolic process. Gene Ontology annotation, cellular component: endoplasmic reticulum. Bases 109 to 4173 code for a protein of 1354 amino acids. The transcript is spliced from 36 exons. Lineage: Eukaryota; Metazoa; Chordata; Chondrichthyes; Orectolobiformes; Hemiscylliidae. The record is from RefSeq and is a predicted model, not a curated record.